UGAAAGUAAAUGUAGUUCCUUACACCUCGAUAUUUGCUUUUGCCAUGGGAUUUCGAGGAAAUUGGGAAAUCAAACCUUCAACUAUUAUCCGGCCGAAGAAGAAAGUAGACCAACCAGCUGUUUCUUACUACCCAAACUAUCCGAGCAGCUAUGUUUACAAUCAAUACGGGAAUAUUCCAUACAACAGGUAUCAAAGUACCCAGUAUCAAUACUACCCAGCAUCAUACUACCAGAGAGCUAUCCAUAGUGCAGUGCAAGGGGCUUUUGAUUGGCAUGGAUUGAACGGGACAGCUUGCUUAACCAGAGUGUUUUGUGAAGUGAGCUUAAUCCACCAAGACGAUGUCAUCAGCCAGAUUCUAAGGCUUGUGUUUAACUCUACGGAAAAUGCAAACUACGGUUGUCCUGAGGAAGUGGAUUGCCCUGUGUCUUUGCUGCAUCUUCUAGACCAUGCUUUAUCAGGACACACAACUUGACAGCUGUGAAGAAAAGUCUACAAUGGAUUCAUGAUUGAUUAUUAAAA
Molecule: messenger RNA, 520 nt
Organism: Macrosteles quadrilineatus (aster leafhopper)
Lineage: Eukaryota; Metazoa; Arthropoda; Insecta; Hemiptera; Cicadellidae
Exons: 3
Coding region: 45-473 (142 amino acids)
Source: RefSeq, a predicted model, not a curated record